Xenopus laevis (African clawed frog) is the source of this 1540-nucleotide messenger RNA. RefSeq names its product transmembrane epididymal protein 1 S homeolog (gene teddm1.S). The record is from RefSeq and is a predicted model, not a curated record. The coding region runs from base 261 to 1115 and encodes 284 amino acids. NCBI's taxonomy places the organism in Eukaryota, Metazoa, Chordata, Amphibia, Anura, Pipidae. Gene Ontology annotation, cellular component: membrane. The transcript has 2 exons.
UACACGGAGAGCCAACCUGUGGGGGAGGGUGUAUGUGUAAGAACUCAGGUGUGUUCUAAGUAUUUCUGUCAUUCAGCAACCAAACCAUCAAUGGGAAACACAACUGAAAGCACCUGCUAUAACAGCUGAGCUAUUAUCAGCAGCACCAACUGGCACUAAAGACCUACUCACAGACAAACUGCUGUACUUCUAAGACAUUACAGAGAAGAAACUGUGCAACAUAAAGUGCAACACCAGACUUGUGGCCUAGCACCUUGCAGAUGGGUACUUUCAUAGGACAUAUCUCCCCUGGAUUAGCUUUCUUGUCUUUUGGCCUCUUGUAUGCUGUCCGCUACGCCUGGAUGGUACUCAAUGGUUGCCGUGAUCAGUAUCCAGCAAAGAACAAGACAAACCGUGGAUUUCUGAAAUCAUUGCCAGCUGAGGGUGUAAUGAAGUUAAUUUAUGGCUUUAUGGCUGUUAUGGCAGAAUUCUUCUUUCCACCUGGGGUUCAGAAACUUCGCUUCUUCAGUUUAAGUGAUCCUAAUUUUCAUUUCCAGAACCCCAAUGAAUGGCAGCAUGCCACCAUGUAUGGAUACUUUUGCAUGAGCGGGGCAUUGGAUAUUGUAAGUCAAGCUUGUCUGUCCACUCGUUGCCCACUACUUGAACAUGCUGGAACCACUGCUGCCUUUUUUGUUACCACCCUUCUUCUUAAGUUCCAUGCCCAUGGGAAAGAAGCUGUUGAGGUUCAGGUUCACCUCUUGCUACUUCUUACAUGUGCCAUCACAUGUGCUAUCUUCAUUUUUGAAUUCUGGUGGCCCAACCAACCCAAAUUGUGGUUUACCAAGGCAUGGUUGGUGUUGGUUCAGGGAACAUGGCUGCUUCAUGUUGCUUUUAUUUUGUACAAACCCCCUACUGGCCAAUAUUGGAAUGGGGAAGACCCGGCUGAUCUCAUGUUCCUCACAACCUUCUACUGCUGGCAUCUGGCCUUUAAUUCAGGCUUAAUGGGAGCUUUGUUUUGGGCCACCUACCUUGUGCACCGCCGUGUUGGGGGUAAAUUAAAAAAUACAGGCUACCAGCUGGCUGAAAAUGGAGAGUUAGAAAAACUUACACUAUAUGAUGGGGAUGAGGAACUUUAAAGUACAUGUAAGCAAUACAUAUUUUUAUACUAGAAAUAGCAGAUAAGAAAAACGGUCAUACAAAUGUCUACAAUUAAAGAACAGAAUGUGUCAUGUGAGUACUAGAUCCAAAAACAGAUCAAAAAGGAGCAGUUACUAAUUCAAAUAGACAUAGGGGAAGUGAUGUUUGCAGGAUGAAGCCAAUCAUCCAAGCAAUAACAUAUUGCAAUGGUAAACAGUCCAAUGAGAGUCGUAAAUCGUACCACCAGAUAUUUCUGCCAUAAAGUGGCAUUUAUUACAGCUAUUCUGUCACAAUGAAAAUAUUAUUUAAGAAUUUAAGAUUUCAUUGGCAAAGUGUAAUGUGGUAACCUGCAGUUCAUCAGCAUCAUUUAUACAGGUUUACAUGAAUAUGGUAAAUUACUCAUGUAAUAAAAUAAUGUUUCAUA